This is a messenger RNA of Fomitiporia mediterranea MF3/22, 1491 nucleotides long. Its product is annotated as TRAUB-domain-containing protein. Gene Ontology annotation, cellular component: nucleolus; nucleus. Gene Ontology annotation, biological process: maturation of SSU-rRNA from tricistronic rRNA transcript (SSU-rRNA, 5.8S rRNA, LSU-rRNA). The record is from RefSeq and is a predicted model, not a curated record. The transcript is spliced from 6 exons. The coding region runs from base 1 to 1491 and encodes 496 amino acids. NCBI's taxonomy places the organism in Eukaryota, Fungi, Basidiomycota, Agaricomycetes, Hymenochaetales, Hymenochaetaceae.
AUGUUCUCUCUAGACGUAUCUUUGGCUCAAACACUUGCCCAGCUCGACCAGCCAGCUCCCGUAGAUUUUGACCCAGAAGAUAUAUCAAUUACGAAUGCCCAGCCAGAACACGCAAACGAACUACUUGAGAGCGCAGGUAGAGAGCACUAUGUAGACGUUGGUCUGUCUGCUCUCCGAAGCAAGCUGCAUGAAAGUCUUGCCGACCCGAAAUACGAGGGGGUGCACACCUCGAGAAAGCAACUCGAAAGCGACGCUGGCGACCUGUCGGAUGAUGUGCCUGACAGUUCUCGAGGGCAACCCGUGACCUCGGAGGAAGAAGAUGAGAAUAACGAUGGAGAGAACGAUGAAGAUACGGACAACGAUAGUCGUUCUAACGGCCUUCGAGAACACGCUCCGGAGCCUAUAUUGAACACAGAUUCCGCUCCACAAAGAACGGAAGAACAUGACCCUUCAAUUACGCUGAAGCGUGCGCGUGAGGAAGAACGAACAAAAGGCAAGGCAGUUGCAAGGCAACUAGUAAUAUAUGACAGACUCCUGGAUGCGCGAAUAAGAUUACAAAAACUCGUAUCCUCCACGAACAGAUUACCCGAUGCGACAGGCAUUCCAUACUACCUUGCGAGCUCUGAAAGCCGCGAUGCAGCUAACAAAUUACUUGCAGAAAGUUUGUCCCUCGCAGAUGAAUUGUUUGACUUCCAAGAGAAACUUAUGACUACUAAUGAAACCGUCACCGCCCCAGCUCGAAAACGUCGAAAAGUGGACCAAAUUGCUGAAGGGGACCGUGAUUGGGAAGAGGAAUUACAGGAAAGUAGUGCACACUUCGCAGAACUAGAGGCAACCUUUCACCCUCGUCUGCUCUCGACGCUACAAAAAUGGUCAAACAAGGUUCUGGCAAUUGCUCCUGCAACCCUUCUCCCCUCAAAUCGUACGAAAUUCUCGAGCAAAAACUCAAGUCAAAUGAAGGGGGCUGUCCAGCUCGUAGAUGAGGCGCUACUAGAGCGCGAUAAACUACUUGAAAGAACACGGAAUUGGCGUGGAUCGGAGAAUCGACUGCCCAGCGUUCGACAUUCGGAAAUUUCAGACGCUCCUCCUGAUAAUACAAUGACGGAUGUUUUCGACGACACGGACUUCUACCAGACAUUACUCCGGGACGUAAUCGAUGCACGGUCCGGGGCGGAAUCUGGUCUAGGUGAUCUUUCAGCGGAUUGGCGGGCAUCGCAGCAACAACGUAAAAAGACACGCCGUAGCACUGUUGACACACGUGCAAGCAAAGGUCGAAAGCUACGAUACGAAGUUCAUGAGAAGUUACAGAACUUUAUGGCUCCCGCUCCUCCGCCUGGUGGUGCUGUUUGGCACGAAGAACAGAUUGACGAGCUGUUUGCGUCGUUGCUGGGGAAGGGCUUUCCUGAUACUGAAGUACAUGAAGAGGACCAGGGAACGAUGGACGUCAACGUAGAAAAUGCUGUAAGGGGCGGGUUUAGAGUAUUUGGAUAG